Molecule: messenger RNA, 441 nt
Organism: Centruroides sculpturatus (bark scorpion)
Lineage: Eukaryota; Metazoa; Arthropoda; Arachnida; Scorpiones; Buthidae
Exons: 1
Coding region: 1-441 (146 amino acids)
Source: RefSeq, a predicted model, not a curated record
AUGUGGUAUCAGUACGCCGAAGUAAAAAGUACAUUGGAAGAAGAAUAUCGACAGUCAACUGAUCCCUUGGCAAGUUCAGAAGCUAAAUCGCUUGCAGAUAAUUUGGAGAAGUUCGAGUUUUUGCUGUCGUUAGUCAUUUGGUACGACGUUUUAUUCCACGUCAAUCUUGUCAGCAAAUCCAUGCAAUCAGAGCGGGUAGACCUGUCAGAUGCAACAAAAAUGAUGCACAAAUGUUUGAAAUUUUUGAAAGAAUAUAGAGACAAAGGAUUAACAAAGGCUCUCAUUGCAGCUAAGGACAUAGCUGAAGAAGCUGAAAUAAGCCCGGAGUUUGAAACAAUCUGCGCACGAAAAAGAAGAAAAUGUUCCCAUAUUAAAAUGAAGAUGACAUGCCAAUGGACCCAGGAACGUUAUUCAGAACAAAUGUUUUCUAUCCUAUGUUAG